Messenger RNA from Plasmodium gallinaceum, 600 nucleotides. RefSeq names its product SNARE protein, putative (gene YKT6.1). Gene Ontology annotation, cellular component: Golgi apparatus. Gene Ontology annotation, molecular function: SNAP receptor activity. The record is from RefSeq and is a predicted model, not a curated record. Bases 1 to 600 code for a protein of 199 amino acids. The transcript has 7 exons. NCBI's taxonomy places the organism in Eukaryota, Apicomplexa, Aconoidasida, Haemosporida, Plasmodiidae. Gene Ontology annotation, biological process: endoplasmic reticulum to Golgi vesicle-mediated transport.
AUGAAAUUGUUAGCAAUUAUUUUAACCAAACAUGUAGAUGAUGUUAUUUUCCUUUGUAAUGCAACAGAUUUAAACUCUUAUUCAUUUAUUAAAAGAAAGACAUUUAAAGAAGGAGCUUUUUUUGUAGCUAGAACUAUUCCAUCUAGGAUAGAAUAUAAUACAAAAGAAAUUAUAACUCAUGAAAAUAAUACUGUUUUUGCAUUUAAAUAUUUUGAUAAUAUUUGUCCAAUAGUAAUAACAUCAGAUAAUUACCCUGAAAGGAUAGCUUUCUAUAUGAUUAAUGAAAUAUAUAGAGAUUUCAUAAAUACUAUACCUAAAAAUGAAUGGAUGGAAAUUAAGCAAGACAAUAAAAUUACUUUUAAUCUAAAUACAUAUUUAGAAAAAUAUAAGGACCCUUUAAACUGUGAUGCUAUAACUCAAACUAAUAUAAAAAUUAAUGAAAACAUAGAAAAAGUUAGAGUAUCUAUGGAUUCCCUUAUAAAAAAUAGAGAGAAUUUGGAUGUCCUUGUUGAUAAAAGCAAAGAUUUAUCGACUUCUACUAAACAAUUAUUUAAACAAAGUAAAAAACUCAAAAAAAAACAAUGUUGUAGAAUGAUGUAA